This is a messenger RNA of Rotaria socialis, 2538 nucleotides long. Lineage: Eukaryota; Metazoa; Rotifera; Eurotatoria; Philodinida; Philodinidae. The record is from the annotation of a GenBank genome assembly.
AUGGCUAUAUCAGCGCAUUCUACUAAACCUAUCGCAAAUGCUCUUCAUAAAUAUAAGGAAAAAGAAAAUCGAAGACCCGAAGGAACAUUGAAUUCAGAUUAUAUGCUAGCAAAUGCGGGUUCCAAUGGUUCAAUACCAAAGCGAUAUCAAAGUGUUGUUACUGAAGGUACACCAUUAACGUCAUUUGGUGUAAGAAAUGAUGAUAAUCAACUACGGUCCCACUCACCACCUAAUCAUAUUCAACCUCAACUUCAUCAAAGACCACUUAAACCAGUCAAAGAAUUCCUUACUACACACCCGACAGUCGAUCAACAAUCAGAUGCUCGAUGGCACUCAAGUUCUAAAACAAAUGCUCACACUCGAUCUCAAACAGAAAUAACUAUAAAAAACGUAAAUGCAGCUUUAACAAAAUCAUUAAAUAAAUUACGUCAAGAACCAUUACAUAUAGCUACCAUAAAUGGUCAAAGAACGCCAUCGUAUGCUGAACCAACAUCAUCUCGUCCGAUGACAGCUCGUGUAACAUCUCAUAAAAAUACUGGUACAGUAGCAACAUCAAAUUUAUUCUAUCAACUAUCCGGUGGAAUGAAAGGUCCACUUCCAGCUGAACUGAUAACAAGACGACCGACAAGUUCAUUAGCAACCAAUAAACCAUUCAAUGGUGUAUCAAAUAGCCGAAUUUCAUCUGGAACUGGCCCAGUCAUUGUACAACAACCUACGGCAUUCAUACACAAUGAAAUAAGAUCAAGUCAUAUUCCAAAUGUACAUGUAUCUACGCCAUAUCGUAUGCCAACUAAAAGUCCUGAUUCAAAUUUACAUCAAUCGGAUGAACCAAAUUUUAAUUCUGUAACAAUGGAAGAAAAUUUUGAUAGAUCCAGGAGAUUUAAAAAGGAAUCGAAUCAACCAACAAUAAUAAAAUCUACUGGUCGCACUGAAUCACCAACAUCACGUACACGAAGUGCUGAUAAUCAACAUCGUUCAUUACCAGAAGUUAGCGUCAAUCCACAUAUUCAAAGUUCUGUACAAAAAAGUAAUGAACACUCACCACUAUCAUAUGAAAUAAAUCGAAAUGGUGAUAAACAUACAAAUUAUCAUAAUAUUCAAGUAGAACCAGUUGAUACACCUAAGCGAGUCUCAUCUCCAGUGCAAACUCGACGAUCAACUUCCCAAACAACUUCAACAACACACAAUGCUCUAUCAUCUUCAGGAGAUCCACUGAAUGACGCUUAUAUUGAUAGAGAUAAUACUGGUGCACAUGUAUUGACGACUGAAAAUAAACAAACGCCUAUGAAUAAUGAUUAUUCAUCUAUGCCUAAACAAAAUACAAAUCAACAAAUAAAGAAGCAAAAUUCAUCAACACCACCAUCAUCACCAACAAUUCAAGAAUUAAAUAAUAUUUGGCAAAAACAAAAAGAUAAAUAUCCAAUUACAUCUACACGAGCUACUUCAGCUAAUCGUCAAAACAGAAGACCGCAUCGGCCAUCUUGCCGAUUGAAAAAUUACGGCGAUGAAUCUGAGUCAGAAACCACUCUUACUAGAACUCAAAGUAAAGAUGAAGGUAUGAGUCAUCGUCGUGGUGGUCCACCAAGUGAUCUUGGCAGUGAUGCGUGGUCCGAUUUGACGAGUGAAUUUAGUGAUACUAAAUUACGUAAACAUCCAAAUAUUCGAACAUCAACACCCAAUAUAACUCGACAUAGUUCAAGUUUAAGCUCGAAAGAAGUUGGACAAAUACGAAAACAAUUAACUGAUCUUCAAAUUAUGUAUAAUGAUCUUCUUAAAUUACUUGAUAUUGAUAUAGAAUCUGUGAGAAGUAGUCAUAAAUCUAGCACUUCUUCGCAAGCAGAUCACAAUAGUCGACGACAUCGUUUUCGAAAAGUAACGCCUGUUACAACAAUGCGUCAAUCAAAUCUCGACAUGAUGGAAAUCGAUCAACGUUUUACAAGACUUGAGUCAUCCUUAGUAACAUUAGCAGAAUCAAUUGCUAAAUUAUCAGCACAAGUUCAAAUGCAACGUGUUAUUAAAGAUGAUAUUAAUAAUUUACGACAAGAAGUUUUUGAACUUCGUCAACAAUUACAUCAACAAGAUGGUCGACAACAAUCUUCAACACAUGUCGGCAUAUCUGGUAUUACAUUAUCAACAUUACCGAGAUCUCAUCAGCCAACACGGUUAAUAAGUCCAAAUGUUCAACGUCUUACUACUGCUAAUAGUACAAAUCCGUUAAAUUCUUCUACAUCUUUCAUGCCAUCAUCAUCCAUGAUACAACGUUCUAACUCAAUUAUUGACCCACGACAAGCACGAAAAAUUGAACAAUUCUUUGGCACCGAAGCAAUGCUUCGCUAUUUUCUUAGUUUAUUAAAUUAUGAAGAGUAUGCUGCUGUACUUGAACACGAAAAAAUUGGUAUUUAUGAAUUACCUUAUAUAAGUGAAAGAAAAUUACAAAGUCUUGGCAUACCUUAUGGACCGUGUGCUCGUAUUAUUUAUGAGGCACAACAGUAUUUUAUUUCAUUAUUAACAUUAAAAUCGAGUGGAAUUGAUGUAUAA